This is a messenger RNA of Apiotrichum porosum, 2688 nucleotides long. RefSeq lists its product as uncharacterized. Gene Ontology annotation, biological process: mRNA splicing, via spliceosome. NCBI's taxonomy places the organism in Eukaryota, Fungi, Basidiomycota, Tremellomycetes, Trichosporonales, Trichosporonaceae. Gene Ontology annotation, cellular component: post-mRNA release spliceosomal complex. The transcript is spliced from 8 exons. The record is from RefSeq and is a predicted model, not a curated record. Bases 1 to 2688 code for a protein of 895 amino acids.
AUGGGCGGAGAUAUCGACCACCGCGAGCGUGACCGUGACGGCGACCGCGAGCACCGCAGUGAACGGCGCUACGACGACCGCGACCGCCGCGAACACCGCGAACACCGUCAUCGGGACAAGGACGAGACCGAGGACGAGCGCCGCGAACGUAAACGCCGUGAACGCGAGCGCGACGACCGCGACAGAAAGUACCGGUCGCGGUACUCGGACGACGAGGACAAGGACAAGGACAAGGACAAGGACCGGGAUUGCGACACGGACCACCGCCGUAGAAAGGAGGAGAGGCGCGAGGACCGCCGCCGCGACGAGACCGAGGACGAGCGCCGCGAGCGCAAGCGCCAGCGCAGGGAGAAGGAGGACCGCCGCGAUAAGGAGCGCGACCAGCGGAGGCGGGAGCGCAAGGAGAAGCGCAGGGACGGGGUCGAGGUCGUCGACGACGACGAGGCCGGGAGCAUGUGGGUGGAGAAGGACGUUGAUGCGGUGAGUGCCGUUGGCUCCAUCCCGACCGCCGACUCACUCCCACUCAAGUCGACGGCUGUGGCGUCUAGCAGCGUCAACGAGCCGCCGGCCCGCGCGACAGAGGACAUGCCCCAGCGCGACUCGUGGAUGGUCGGCCCCGACGACGGUCUGGGUGGCGCUGGAGGCGCCGGCGGCAGCGGCGACGGCGGCGGCGACCUGUUCUCGAGCUUUGGCACAGAGCGCAAGCGCAAGGACCCGAAUGAGAAGAAGCCCGAUCCCGCAAAGGUCGUUCACUCAAAGUAUGAGCUCAACACCCAGCUGCUCGAGGGCAAGUCUGUGGACGAAUACAAGACAGAUGAGAAGAAGACCCAGCUGGGCGGCCCCGGCUACCAAUGGCGCAUGAUGAAGCUCCGUCGCCUGUACGAGCAGGCCGAGGAGCAAGGGCGUGGUGUUGAGGAAGUCGCGCUGGAGCGCUACGGCUCGUUGGACGAAUACAACGACGCACUCGAGGAACGCCGUUUCCUCGAUGACCGUGACGCCCGUCGUCGUCCGCGCGGUGACGCCCGUGGCGGCCGAGGCGGCAGCGACAGUGCCAGUCCCGGGAUGCGCACGCCCGAGGCGUCUGGCCGCCGCUUCGUGUUCAACAACUCGGACGAGUCGCGCCCAGCUUCGCGUCAAGGAUUCAGGCGCCCAGGCGAAGAAAACGACAAGGGCACGCAUACGCCUACUGCCCGUGUGGACGCUUUGCGCCGACAGGAGAGCGGCGCGCGCGCUACGCCCGGUCAAGGCGCUACUCCCAUUCCGAGCGUGUUCACCCCGCAGUCUCUCACGCGGGGCACCUCUGGCGAGCCUCCUCGCGUCGCUUCGCUGGGUGGGAAGCCCGUCAUGUCGAUCGAGCAGCUCAACAGGCUCCAGGCCAAGGUCCUCCGUGCCAAGCUUACGGACGACCCCGAGGCCGAGGCCCUCGAGGAGCAGUAUGAGCGCGAGCGCGCGCAGUACGACGAUGCCGGUGGUGCGGGACCUGUCGCGGCCGGCACCCUUGUCCGUGAAGACGAGGACGGGAACCAGGUGCAGGUCGAGGUGCUCCCCACCCUCGAUGGCCAAGGCCGGCUGUACGAUGUCGGCAAGGGCGACGAGGACGUGCAAUCUGUGCAGGGCGGCAAGCGCCGCAAAAAGGAGCCCAAGUUUGAGACUCGUGACAAGCAAGGCAACCUCCUGCGGUACAAUGCCGACGACGACGAUGUCACACUCGGCGACCUCGUGCGGCAAGAGCGCUUUGGAGGUGGUGCCUCGGACACCAAGAACCUCGAUGCCGAGCUCGCGUCCCAGAUCACCCGCGACGCGCGGUUCGACGACAACCUUGACUACAUGGACGACAAUGCCGACAAGCUCGCGCGCAAGCGCAUGAAGACGGAUGCCAUGAAGCGCGCGUUUGCUAUCAACGAUUACAAGCGCACAAAGAAGGCGCUGGACACGUGCCCCUUGUGCUGGCAAGACGACCGCAAUCCCCUCACUGCCAUCGUUGCCCUCGGCAAGCGCGCAUACCUCAGCUGCACGCUCACCGAGGAGCUUGUUCCAGGCCACUGCCUCAUCGUGCCCAUCCAGCACUGCCUGAGCACACUCGAACUGGACGACGAGGACUGGGAAGAGAUUAGGAACUUUAUGAAGUGCCUAAUGCGCAUGUUUGCGGCCGAGAACAAGGGUGUGCUCUUCUACGAGACCAUCCUCUCGUUCCGCCAGCAGCGACACACGUUCAUCGAAUGCGUCCCGCUCCCGGCCAACGUGUUUGCCGACGCCCCGGCCUUCUUCCGCGAAUCCAUCAUGGCCUCCGAGUCGGACUGGAGCCAGCACAAGAAGCUCAUCGACUUUUCCACCCGUCCCGGUGGAUUCCGCCGCAUGCUCGUCGCCAACAUGCCAUACUUCAUGGUCCAGUGGGACUACAAGGGCGAGAAGGGAUACGGACACGUCAUUGAGGGCGUGGACGACGCCGCGGGCCGUGCUGGCGACGACGAGCUGGGCGGCAUGGACGAAGGUGACGCCGGUGGCGGCAAGUUCCCUCCGUAUUUUGCCGCCGAAAUCAUCGGCAACGUCCUCGGCCUCGAGCCGCGCAAGUGGAUGCGGCCCAAGCGCAUCGACUACAGCAUGAACCCCGAGCGUGCGCGUGCGCUGGGCACAAAGUUCCAGCCGUACAACUGGACUGUCCAGGAGCAGGUGGACGAGGGCCAGUAA